Molecule: messenger RNA, 1491 nt
Organism: Lachancea dasiensis
Lineage: Eukaryota; Fungi; Ascomycota; Saccharomycetes; Saccharomycetales; Saccharomycetaceae
Source: the annotation of a GenBank genome assembly
AUGGCAGCGGAAGAUUCUAGAGAUGCUGAUUUCGAAAGCUCGGGUUCAACUCCACAGGUGGCCACUUGUGACCCAAGCACUAGUGUGGAAAAGUGCAGCUUCGAGGUGACAUUGGAAGAAGACGAUCCGGAAAACGUGGAAACGCAAAUGACAACGCCGCGAAAGUGGUUUGUCGCGCUUUUGGUCACUUUCACAUCGGCCGACAUCACAAUGACGUCUAGCUGUUGGUCCCUGGCGGAGGCCGACAUUAGACGACGGUUCCACAUCUCGGAAGAGGUCUCGGUAUUAGGGCUGUCGCUGUAUAUUUUCGGCAUGGGCGUCGGGCCGCUGCUGUUGAGCCCGCUCAGCGAAUUGUAUGGCCGAAGGCCCACUUUCAUAUGGUCGCUCGCGCUCAGCACCUGUUUUCUGUUUCUCACGGCUUGGGGACCCGACAUUGUAGCUCUGCACAUUGGCCGCUUUUUGUCCGGUUUUUUUGGCAGUUCUUUCCUCAGCGUCGCAGGUGGUGUCAUCAGCGACAUCUUCUCUAAGCAGCACAUCGGUGUGCCCAUGACCAUAUACACAACAGCUACUUUCCUGGGGCCCGCGCUGGGGCCGCUCGUCAGCGGUGCUUUGUCGGGAACCUCCUACCGCUGGACCUUUAUCGUCAUGAUCAUCGAAUCUGGGCUAUACCUUGCCGUUAUUGUGGUGGCAUUUUCGGAGACCUAUAAGCCUGUCCUGCUGUUAAGAAAGGCCGAGCGUCUACGCAAAGAAACUGGCGAUGAUAGAUACUUUGCACCACUGGAGACACUACGCCGUGAAACGUCUCUUCUCAGGGCCAUCGGGCUUUCCGCAGGGCGGCCCUUUGGACUUUUGACGCGCGAUCCCAUGAUGGGCGUGCUAUGUUUCUACACAGGACUGGUUCUCGCCAUCAUAUACAUGUUUUUCAUUGCCUUCCCGCUGGUCUUUUCAGGUCUCUAUAAUUUCACCACCGUCGAGGUGGGCGUCUCCUACAUGGGCAUCAUGACGGGCAUUCUGCUCGUGGCUCCAUCCAGUCUUUAUUUUCAAAAACGGUACACCCAAAAAGUCAAGCGUAACAACGGCGUCCAAGUGCCUGAAUUUAGAUUCGAGGCUCUAUUUUAUGGUGCAUUUCUCUCCCCCAUGGGUCUGAUGAUAUUUGCCUGGACUAGUUAUAGCCAUGUACAUUGGAUUGCACCUAUCAUUGGCACAGCUGUGUUUGGCGCAGGUGUGUUUUUUGUGUUCAUUAGCGUGUUUGGUUACACCGUUGAUGCAUUUCGUCUCUAUGCGGCUUCUGCAAUGGCCUGCAAUUCGUUUGUAAGAUCUAUGAUGGCCGGUGUCUUUCCGCUUUUCACGCUGCAGAUGUACCGAGGAAUGGGAUUAAAUUGGGCCAGCUUUCUAUUAGCGAUGGUAGCGAUGGCUAUGAUCCCCGUCCCGUUUUUGUUUACACGGUACGGCGCCUACUUGAGGUCCAAGAGUCCUUAUGCUUGGGAUUGA